This is a messenger RNA of Aspergillus wentii DTO 134E9, 3039 nucleotides long. RefSeq names its product putative plasma membrane H(+)ATPase. The transcript is spliced from 4 exons. The record is from RefSeq and is a predicted model, not a curated record. Lineage: Eukaryota; Fungi; Ascomycota; Eurotiomycetes; Eurotiales; Aspergillaceae. Gene Ontology annotation, biological process: proton export across plasma membrane; regulation of intracellular pH. The coding region runs from base 1 to 3039 and encodes 1012 amino acids. Gene Ontology annotation, cellular component: plasma membrane. Gene Ontology annotation, molecular function: P-type proton-exporting transporter activity; ATP binding; ATP hydrolysis activity.
AUGGCCCAACAAGGCAGCUCCGGCAAUGAUGUUGAGCAAGCAGAAGCGCGGCGUGGCUCUGAGGCACAGCAGUCAAGACGUCUCUCUCGUGUCUCUUAUAAGGAGGAUUGGGCAAAUUUAGACGAGUAUGGGAAGCUUGUCAAAUAUGUUUCAACUUACCGGGAGCCUGGUAAGGGCGAUGAAGAAGAGGAAGAGGAGAUGAAAAGGCUUUGGUAUGCUCCUUGGAAGAAGAGAAAAGUGCGUAUUCGACGAAGAGAUCAAGAACGAGGAUUCCCCGAUGAAUGGCGUCUUACGGACAUUCGCAAAGGACUGAAUAGUGGGGAUAUUCCCAUCAGGCGUCGCCAGGUGGGAUGGAACGAGCUUGUGUCCGAAAAGGAGAAUCCUUUUGCCAAGGUUUUGUCCUAUUUUAGAGGUCCAAUUCUAUAUGUCAUGGAGCUGGCUGUUCUCCUUGCGGCGGGUCUGGAAGAUUGGAUUGACUUCGGUGUCAUCAUUGGUAUUCUAUGCCUGAAUGCUUCCGUCGGAUGGUAUCAGGAGAAGCAGGCUGCCGAUGUUGUUGCUAGUCUUAAAGGCGAUAUCGCAAUGAGAGCAUUGGUUGUUCGCGACAGUGAGCAACAGGAGAUCUUAGCCCGAGAGCUUGUGCCUGGGGAUGUGAUCAUUGUCGGAGAAGGCCAGGUCAUUCCUGCCGAUUCCAAGGUUAUAUGUGAUUUUAACGAUCUGAAUGGAUGGGAUGAAUUCAUAAGGAUGCAAGAUCAAGGCGACCUCACAAGUAGCUCAGAGUCUGACAUGGAAGAUGGAGAAAAAAAGGAAGACGACGGCAAAGACAAAGAAGAUGACGGGACCAAAGAAGAACGGCCCAAAAAGCGAGGUUAUCCAAUUCUAGCUUGCGAUCACUCUGCUAUUACGGGAGAGUCUUUGGCUGUUGAUCGCUAUAUGGGCGAGGUCAUAUAUUACACCACUGGCUGCAAGCGUGGAAAGGCCUAUGCAGUGGUCCAAACUCCAGCCAAGACGUCUUUUGUUGGAAAAACUGCUACCAUGGUCCAAUCGGCCAAAGGUGCUGGUCAUUUUGAAAUUGUCAUGGAUAACAUCGGUACCUCUCUUCUCAUCCUUGUCAUGGCAUGGAUUUUGGCUGCCUGGAUUGGUGGCUUUUUCCGACACGUCCCAAUUGCCUCGCCUGGCCAGCAGACGCUUCUCCACUACACACUGUCUUUGCUGAUUAUCGGCGUUCCUGUCGGUCUUCCUGUUGUUACGACCACAACUAUGGCUGUCGGGGCAGCGUACUUGGCCAAGAAAAAAGCUAUCGUGCAAAAGCUUACUGCAAUCGAGUCCCUGGCGGGUGUUGAUAUUCUAUGCUCUGAUAAAACUGGAACGCUUACGGCCAAUAAACUGAGCAUUCGUGACCCAUAUGUAUCUGAAGGCGUCGAUAUCAGCUGGAUGUUUGCAGUGGCUGUUUUGGCUUCCUCUCAUAAUAUCGAGUCAUUGGAUCCGAUUGACAAAGUCACAAUUCUAACACUCAGGCAAUAUCCCAAGGCCAGAGACUAUCUCCGACAAGGCUGGAAAACCGAAAAGUUCCAGCCAUUUGACCCGGUUUCAAAACGUAUCGUGACUGUUGCAAGCUGUGAUGGGGUCAAAUACACAUGCACCAAAGGCGCACCAAAAGCAAUUCUUGCAUUGACCAAAUGCUCCAAGAAGACUGCUGACUUGUAUAAAUCCAAAGCUCAAGAAUUUGCGCAUAGAGGCUUCCGUUCUCUAGGUGUUGCAGUUCAGAAAGAGGGAGAAGAUUGGACGCUCCUUGGGAUGCUUCCAAUGUUUGACCCGCCCAGAGAAGAUACCGCCCAGACGAUCCGUGAGGCACAGAAUCUUGGUAUCAGUGUCAAAAUGCUUACAGGUGACGCACUUGCUAUUGCCAAAGAAACUUGCAAGAUGCUCGCACUUGGGACUAAAGUGUAUAACUCUGACAAGCUUAUUCAUGGAGGCCUUAGCGGUGCUAUGGCUGGUGACUUAUGUGAGAAGGCAGACGGCUUUGCAGAGGUAUUUCCAGAACACAAAUACCAGGUUGUUCAAAUUCUCCAGGAACGUGGUCAUCUGACUGCCAUGACUGGAGAUGGUGUCAAUGAUGCACCAUCUUUGAAGAGGGCAGAUUGCGGUAUUGCUGUGGAAGGAGCAUCUGAAGCAGCUCAGUCGGCCUCUGAUAUUGUGUUUUUGGAACCCGGAUUAUCGACUAUUAUUGAUUCUAUCAAAGUUGCACGCCAAAUCUUCCACCGCAUGAAGGCAUAUAUCCAGUACCGUAUUGCUCUUUGCCUACACCUGGAAAUUUACCUGGUGACAUCGAUGAUCAUUCUAAAUGAAAGUAUCCGUGUGGAACUGGUCGUUUUCCUUGCACUUUUUGCCGAUCUUGCUACUGUUGCAGUAGCAUAUGAUCACGCAUCAUUUGAAUUGCGCCCUGUGGAAUGGCAGCUUCCAAAGAUUUGGUUCAUUUCGGUUCUUCUUGGCAUUUUGCUUGCACUUGGAACAUGGGUCGUUCGUGGUUCCAUGUUCCUUCCCUCAGGUGGUAUCGUUCAAAAUUGGGGCUCGAUUCAAGAAGUCUUAUUCCUCGAAGUCGCACUUACAGAGAAUUGGCUGAUCUUUGUCACAAGAGGCGCUGACACUUGGCCUUCCGUCCAUCUAGUGAGUGCUAUUCUAGGCGUUGACAUUUUGGCCACUAUUUUCUGUUUAUUUGGCUGGUUCAGUAAUGAGGACAUGCCCACUAUCCCUCAUACUUCAUUUCUUGAGACACGCAAUGGGUGGACUGAUAUUGUCACGGUUGUCCGUAUCUGGGGCUAUUCUCUCGGUGUGGAGAUUGUCAUUGCACUGGUAUACUUCAUGCUGAACAAGUUUAAGUGGCUUGAUGAUCUGGGCAGAUCUAAGCGUGACAAGGGUGACCUCAAGAUUGAGAAUAUCCUCGGUCAUCUUGCACGACUCACCGUGGAGUACGACAAACCAGGUGAACCCAAGGGCCGUUUCUUCCUUGCUGCCAGUAAGGAGGAGGAAGAUGUUGAGUAA